Molecule: messenger RNA, 1033 nt
Organism: Bursaphelenchus xylophilus (pine wood nematode)
Lineage: Eukaryota; Metazoa; Nematoda; Chromadorea; Rhabditida; Aphelenchoididae
Source: the annotation of a GenBank genome assembly
AUGGGCCUGCUUCCUCAAACACUGCCAGUGAAAGAGAACAAGGUGCAAAUAGACUUUGGACGAUGCUUAUGCAUUCAUUCUAUGCUUCAAAUGGUCGACGUUACGAUGCAGAUCAUCUCCUUUUCUCGAGGGUUUAUUCCGCAGACCUAUCAAUUACUUUGUCGGGAUGAAAGUGUUCCAUCGAGGAAGUUUUGCGAGAAUUAUUCAAGUGUAAGUGUUUUCCUUUAUUUUCUGCCGGUUUAGGUCACUAAUGGACGCAAGAGCACUUAGAAUCCACUUAUUCUAGGCAGGAUUGUCAUAGACAAUAUAUUUUUCUUCAGAUAAUGUCGGAGCUUCGCGAAGUCUUUCGAUCAAUUAACCGGAAUCUCCUUACAAACGUCCUAGUCAUAAUUGGGAGUAAUUACUUCACUCCUCUUGAAGUUUUUGAUGUUAAAGUUGAGCCAUGCGCCAACCACGAACACGACAUCAAAUUGGAUGGAGAUGUCACAGUAACAUGUGCCCAAAAUUGUGGAGAACUUAGUCAAAGGUAUGUUUUUACUGUCUUUGUGUGUCUUUCGAAAUUUAGGGUCGGAUUUUCCGGUCUGCGUUAGUUUUCUCUGAAGAAGUCAUCUUUAUCAUGAAUAAUAUUGAAAAUAUUGCCUAAAAGAAAUCGUUUGCAGAGAACGUCGACGAAUAUAUACCUCGCUGAUCUUGGAUAAUAAUAACAACGCCCCAGGACACCGGAUGUCAAAGAACGCCAAGAUUUUCGUCAUGGUUAAAGCAAAAAACAAGUUGAACAAAACGGCCAAGGGAAUUGAAUUUGAGUAAGUAAUGGUUGUUGUGAUGUUAUGCAGACUUUAAAUUUUAUCUAAAGAUUCGUUUUAUCGAUUUUAGUCAAGACUUUGAGCCGCCAUCGCCCGAGGGGAUACGAAAACGUCAUGGGCAGAUGACUUUCAUCGAUACCGCUAAUAUUUGCGGUCUAACCGCACCGUGCAUCGAAGAAUCAACCGGUUAUUGGUACCGGCUAUCCCACUCACUCUCCUCAAUCGGGUAA